Nothobranchius furzeri (turquoise killifish) is the source of this 1447-nucleotide messenger RNA. RefSeq names its product translocase of inner mitochondrial membrane 23 homolog a (yeast) (gene timm23a). Lineage: Eukaryota; Metazoa; Chordata; Actinopteri; Cyprinodontiformes; Nothobranchiidae. Gene Ontology annotation, cellular component: mitochondrial inner membrane; TIM23 mitochondrial import inner membrane translocase complex. Gene Ontology annotation, molecular function: transmembrane protein transporter activity. Gene Ontology annotation, biological process: protein import into mitochondrial matrix. The record is from RefSeq and is a predicted model, not a curated record.
CCACGACAGAGCUCGCUUUACGGCAGAGCGUGUUGCUGGAGGUCAGGGUCGUGAUGUAUAAAAUAGCUCACUGCAUUUUUUAGCAAUAAGACGGUGUAAUUACGCUUUAGAAAAUUAGCUUUAUCAGAAUAUUGAUUUCGGUUUAUUUCGCUGAUCCUCGUGAAAUAGUUCGUCCUGGGUUUGAAGAUUGCCACAUAACUGCGAAGGCUGCUAAGUUUAGCUCGGUUAGCAGCUACUUUCUAAGGUAUAAUUGAGCUCUUUGGAACAAUUACGGUCAUGGACAACAACUCACAGGGUUCAGGGGGCUUGAAAGCGGGCCUCGGGAAUCUUUUUGGUGGUGGUGGUGCAUCUGAAUAUUCCAACACAGAGCUCGCCGGUGUCCCAUUGACAGGAAUGAGUCCCCUCUCUCCUUACCUCAACGUAGACCCUCGAUACCUGGUUCAGGACACAGAUGAGUUCAUUUUACCCACAGGGGCCAACAAAACGAGAGGAAGAUUUGAAUUGGCUUUCUUCACCAUUGGUGGAUCAUGCAUGACUGGAGCUGCACUUGGAGCUGUAAACGGUCUGAGGAUGGGCCUGAAAGAGACCAGAGACAUGGCAUGGUCCAAACCUCGUAACGUACAGAUUCUUAACAUGGUGACCAAGCAGGGGGCUUCGUGGGCCAACUCUCUUGGCUCUGUUGCCUUGUUGUACAGUGCAUUUGGUGUGGUGAUUGAGAAGACCAGAGGAGCAGAAGAUGACAUCAACACAGUGGCUGCUGGCACAUUAACAGGGAUGCUCUUUAAAUCUAGUGGUGGAUUAAAGAGUGUAGCUCGAGGAGGUCUGGUUGGUUUAGCCCUGUCUGGUGCCUAUGCUUUCUACAACAAUUGGGACCGUCUGACUGGCUCUUCCUCAUCCUCCAGGCUGUACUAAACUUGACUGCACAGCUGCUUCAACAUGGGGCCAAAUAUCUCAAGAACACAACGAUAAGAGAAGCUGGAUUCUGGUCAAAUGAGGUGUUAAUUACAGGGAAUAGCACGCUGGUCCCGUUUCCAUCCAUAGCCAUUCAAUCACAAGCGUUCUUGAAAAUCAGAGAUGUUUAAAAAAAGUGAAUUCAGAAAAAGCAGACAAAUCUAUCUGUAACUCUUCCAUAAACAAUGAUCUGAUCAGUGACCCCUCACAAUCGAAGACUGAUGCGUCCACAUAUGAAACAUGAGGGCGUUUGGGUUAAAUGAGCCAGUUUGUAAGAUGCCCUCUGACAUCUGUGUGCCAUCACCAGAUGUGGAUGCCAAUUUUGGACUGAAAGACUCUUACAACCUGUGAACCUGGAGCAAAGCCUUAUGGUCUAUUGACUUGUAUUUAUUAAAAGGUAUAUUUUCUGUGAUUUCUGCUAUUCUGUGUAAUAGGAAGUCACUGGAACUGCUUACUGUUCACCUGUCUCCAACUAAAAUAAAACAUUCACAAAGAA